AUUGCGCGUGCUAGCGAACAUGAUGGGUCAAAUGAAUGAAAGGAUCUGCUGAUGUUGUUAAAACUUUGGAUGAAUAUAGUAUUAAUAAAGUCAUUAUUAUGCUAGUUGCACCAGGAAGUAUCAACAUGACACCCCGCUGAAAUUCUGGUAAACUUUACAAGAUAUGUCAUGGCGUUUCCUCAGCCCAGACCUCAGGCUCCUCAGCUUCCACAACAUCUGCUCAGGACCGUGGACUGUCAGCAAGGGGCUGUCCGAGCUGUCCGCUUUAACGCCGAUGGGAACUACCUGCUGUCUUGUGGCAGUGACAAAUCUCUAAAGCUUUGGAGCGUGAGCCGAGGGACCCUGCUGAAGACCUACAGCGGUCAUGGAUACGAGGUCCUUGAUGCUGACGGUUCCUAUGACAACAGCCAGCUUUGUUCCUGCAGCUCUGAUAAGACAGUAAUCCUGUGGGAUGUCGCCACAGGCCAGGUCACACGCAAACUCAGAGGUCACGCUGGGAAAGUCAACUGUGUCCAGUUCAACGAGGAGGCAACUGUCAUCUUGUCUGGGUCCAUAGAUGGGACAGUUCGGUGCUGGGAUACUAGGUCCAGAAGAUUUGAGCCCAUUCAGAUAUUAGAUGAGGCUCGAGAUGGUAUCAGCAGUGUGAAGGUGGCUCAGCAUGAGCUACUUACCGGGUCAGUGGAUGGCAGAGUGAGACGCUACGACCUGAGAAUGGGACAGCUGCAUGUUGACUUCAUCAGCAGUCCCAUCACAUGUGUGUGUUUCAGCCAGGACGGUCAGUGCACUCUGAGCUCCAGUCUGGAUUCAACAGUCAGACUACUGGACAAGAGCACUGGGGAAAUGCUGGGAGAGUACACAGGACAUAAGAUGAAGGGCUACAAGCUGGACUGCUGCCUGUCCAGUAAAGAUACCCACGUCCUGAGCUGCUCAGAAGACGGUCACGUCUACUGCUGGGACCUGGUGGAAGGAUCUUUGUCCUUAAAAUUGCCAGUGGGAAAGGCUGUUGUCCAGUCACUGUCCUUCCAUCCCACAGAGACCUGCCUCCUCACAGCCAUGGAGGGGCGUGUCCAGGUAUGGGGGGCAGAGCCAGAGGAGACAGAGGAGGAUACAAUGGCCUCAUAGACACGGUGAAAGUAGUCAAGGGCCACAUUUACAUGCUGAGAGAUUCACUUUUUCUGUUCAUAACUUGAUAAAACUUAUAGUGGCAUUAAAACAUUGUACUACUACGCAAUUAGUUUCUGUGUGUAAACAGCAUUGUUGGAGGUUUGGUGCCAGGUCCUGGCAAUCAGUCCUAGGUAAUUAGAGGUGAACUACCCAGAUACGCAGCAGAAAUUCAGCUUAUGUUUUAUUGUUAGUUAAAUAAAAGUUGAAAAUAACUUGAUUGAAUUUUGUACAUGAUCUGCAUGUGAAUCUAAUUUUAGUUCAUGAGUGAAUUAUAAAGAUAACUAAUUCAUCAAGGACUUAGAUUUUUGUAUGUGUGCUAAACUUGUAUUUUUGUACAAAACAUUGAAUAAACAUUUUCUUGUAUAAGUUA
Messenger RNA from Larimichthys crocea (large yellow croaker), 1534 nucleotides. RefSeq names its product WD repeat domain containing 83 (gene wdr83). Gene Ontology annotation, cellular component: catalytic step 2 spliceosome. Gene Ontology annotation, biological process: mRNA splicing, via spliceosome. Lineage: Eukaryota; Metazoa; Chordata; Actinopteri; Sciaenidae. The transcript has 10 exons. Gene Ontology annotation, molecular function: protein binding. The coding region runs from base 169 to 1122 and encodes 317 amino acids. The record is from RefSeq and is a predicted model, not a curated record.